UAAUUUCACAGUAAGAUCCCACUUUCAAAUAAUCUUCAGCACCAAGCAGUUUUUCUAGAUUUAAACAAAAAUGUGUCAUGGUGAAUUAGAAUGUUUUUGGGGCUGUUCCAAGCACUGAUUUUUUUUCUAUCCUUCCACAAGCCUUGAUGGUGAUAAACUGUUGUAUCAGUUUCUGUGAAUCAAGUAUAUUAUACUCCUUAAACAAAAAAAGAUCUUAGUGUUAUACUAGAAACAAACCAACAAAAUUAGGCAAAAUUGGGGCUAAUUUUUAUUUUUCAAUGAUGGACAAAAGACGAAACCACAAGAUGUCACUCUCUCCUAAGAAGCUGAGAAGUGCUUUCCCACUGACAGCUGGAGAGCUGAAUAGGCUGAAUGGGACUCAAUUAUAUGUAGGUCUUAGUAAAAUCAAGGAGAGUUGCUUGUGUUUGAGAGCAUAAUCAGACCCAGGUGCCUGACAUUAAUAAUCAGGGGUGGGGAGAACAAAACUCAAACCUCUUUUUCUUGCUAACAGGUUGCUGGAUGGAGUUCACUGCACGUAGGGGAGUUGUUGUUCAGUUUGCUGCCUGUGUGAUUGUGCUGUGUGCUCAAUGUGGGGUGAAGUAAAAGUUAGUUAAUUCAACCCAUCCCCGUGAACAGCAGUGGAGCUGGACUGUGGUUACUUCAGAGUGUUGGUGCUGCAAUACGAGACAUUUUUCUUGGUUACAAGAGAGAAAUAAGUAGGAUUGAAGCCAUUGAUAUGCUGGCCCUGUUAUUCUGUAGUUCUGUUUCGCUUACCCCUUUUCUUUCUCCCCUCCCCUGCUGCCUUCCACACAGUCACUAGAAUUUCUGUGUAAGCAGAUUCCCAGCAUGUUCUUCCCUUGUACAGUGAGGUUACACCACUCUCAGCUGUUCUCCUCUUUUCCUGGGGAGGAGACAAUAUUGUUCCUAUGAGGAUUUUCUAAAAAAGACAAGGUGAACUCUAGAAAUGGUGUGUACAAGCCAAUUCUUGAGUUGUCUGUUUCUUUUAACGGGCGAUCUUUGCUUUUGUCCCUACAGUAGAAAUACACAGCGAGAUGGAUGAUUUACCCCAAAACCCAUUGCCAGGGAGGAAGAAAACAGAACUUUAGUAACUCAGAUAAUACCAGCAAGAAGUGAGUUGACUUCCUUUGUGAGCCACUGCAUUUAUUGACACAGUUGGUGAGAAAUGAGAGAUUAUUUUAGCUUAUAAACCUCUCUGCAGUCCUCCAGGGUUUUGGAUCAAGCUGCUGUUGUUCCAGGGGUGCAGACAGAAUGAAGACACUGCCUGCUGACCAGGGACCUUUGUUAAUUGGUUCAGUAGCUCGUGUUUGGCUUCCAGCUGGGAUUGGUUAAGGGCUAUAAACCAAAGUUACACGUGAUAAACCAUUUGCAAUACACAAACAUAGCUGGUACUGUGAAACUCAUGACCAACGCUGCAUAUGUUACCCCCAUCUACCAGGGCUUCUCAACUGAUGUUCUCUUUAUAUAAUUCUACUGCUCGUACAACAACAUACAAAUGAAUAUUUUUCAUUUCACAGCACUAAUUAGAAGCCUGAGUCAUGGACCAGUUGCUGUAGGCAUUAGGCGAACAAAAAUAUAGACAAAAGUCAUGUAAUAAAAUGCAGUUUAAAUUGCAGUUUAUAGACAAUAACACAGUGCUGUAAGGCUAAUGAAAGAUAUCAGGCUAAUGAAAGAUAUCAGGCUUAGUCACAGUCAUUCUGCAUGCAGGUAAAUGCAGAAAGCGGUGAAGAUAAACAUGUUAUCCAAACAAUAAGCGAGGCUCAGCUGCACUCGCUAUUUUAGCAGUUUCUCAGACUUUUUCAAAGCAGGAAUGCAGCCUCCAAACUCCAUUAAUGGCUGCGCCUGGAACUCCAGCAGCUCAUCAUUCUCAGGUAGGUGUAACUCCAAACCAAGCGCAGCAAAGCUCAGAAUGUUGGCAGCGGUUCCUAAGAAGCACCGCAUGCAGGAGGUUUCACAGCGCUUUCCGCUUUCAGCUGUGAUCAAAUAGUCUGAAAGUUCUUUUUUGUAAUGAUGUGUUUGCAACACUGUGUCCUGGAAACUAAUCUGGCAGAUAGUACUGGUAAGAUUCUCAGGUCUACUAGGAACUGGUUGAGGGAAAAUGAUUGAAAUUGUUCAGCCCGCUGCCUGAGUUUUUAUCUUUUCAGCCACAUGGAAUCACAAUGUGAAUGAUGUUUCAGAUAUGACCCAUGCUUUACUGAUGACAAGUUGUUGUACUAUCUGGCUCUCAUAAACACACAUCUUCUUUUUUUAUAUGGAAGAAUUAUCUUUUGGACAAACUGAGGGAAGAAUUCCUACAGAAAAAUGAUUCUGUAUUUGUGUAGAAGUGCUUUUAACUAAGGAAGAAAAGCAUAGAGGGGAAACACAGGUUGUGUCUAAAACAUAUAUUUGUGCUCUCCUAAAGGGAUUGGAAUAGGCCAUGGAAAAAUCCUGUUUCUUUCUUUAGGUAGCUUCAAACAUCCCUUCAAGUACUUUAAUGCUACCAAAAGAGUUUAGACUCAACCAUAGUUUGACGUUUUUACUCUGUUUACAAGUAUUUGUUAAGAAUCGUGUUUUAAAACCAAGCAACUCGCAGUGCUGGAAUGCUUACAGGCAGUAACUGUUUGAUAGCAUUGCCUGAACAGAAUGAAAGAAAUAUGUUAAAACAUGCUAAGAUAAAGACAUGCAGAAGUCCAUCUUGCCCUGAGACUCAUAAGGGUCAUAGUCUGGACAGCACCAAAUCUCACCAGUAACCUGCUCUGAUACAAAAAGCCUAUUUAUUUGAGGCUUUUGGCAUUGUCAGCAUACUUUGUAAAUGGCAGAUUUCUAAAAGUAGCAGCCAGAAAGCUGGCAUAGUUUGACACAGAAAUUAGUGAAAUUUAUCAGGUUUAUUACAAGGAAAAUACUGGUCUUAAAAUUCAUUUGGUCUCCUCAGAAAUGUUCUCUCUGGGUCAGGCUGGCUUGGAAUUGCCAGCGUGUAGUGACAGGCUGUUGUUUCCCAAGAGCAGGACCAUAUAGAACUCUGCUGCCAACUCUGAUCCAAGGAUGUGUCUUCAUCAGCUGAGCUGCUGUUAAAACCCUCAGGGAAACCCCCAGAGAGGUAAAAGAGGACUAUUCUCAUGUUGCUGCUGCCUGUUUUACAUCUGUGUCUCCAUUGAUUUGUCCUCUACAGAAUUUUCUCUUUGGUCUAAACGAAAAGAGAAUUGGAGACAAUAUGCUACAGUUUAUAAGUUCACAUUUCUUGAGCAGAAAUGAUUUGUGAAUCGUCACAAUAUUUUGGCGCUCGUCUUACUGCUACAGUUCCAUAGGUUGCAAAUUGACCAAGCUAACCUUGAAUACUUUAAAUUCAUUUGUUUUCCAGUGUGGUUCCAAGAUUAAUGUGUAGACAUCUAUAGAACAAAGUGUUCUGAGGAGGUGAUUUCUUUAUUACUGACCUUUUGAAUCAUGACACAUGUGGAACAGAGCCUGGAACCAUCAGCAGAACAGUUUGCCUUGUAUGAGUACUGGAUGUUACCAGUCCUUCCUCUUCACUCUGAUGAUCACAACAAGUAACGGUUCAGGGAGCGCGGCUUGGCUGGCUUCCUGUCUGCAGGUCCCCGAAGUUUAAUGAGAUGAAUUCAGGCCUCUUCAGACUGUUGGCGAUAGAUUCCUCUGCCUACCAUCACUGCACAGAGAUUUCACAAGGGCUUUAUUCUGCUGUACUUGGCUUUUCCCUGUGCAUGCUCUCCAAGUCCUACCAGUGGGAGUCAGAUAGUUUACUGGAAUCCUGAAUGGGCAGAACAAAAAGACAUUUGUUGCCUAGUCCUUCCUAUGAGUAUCCAUGCAGAUUGUACUAAUGAAAUAUUCAAAGAAAGUCUCUCUAACCAAUUCAUCCCACACAAAUGCCGUGGAUUCCUGGAUAUAGUCAAACCAGAUGAUGAUCUGACAAUUCACCAUUUGGAACCACAAAGUACCUUUGCAUGGGAGCUGAAACUUUCUGAUGAAAGUUAUGCCUCUGUACUUUACUCGCACAGUGAAGUUCGCCAGCAGAAUUCCUAAGAGAAUGUUUUAGAGACUUCAGUCGCUGUUGGGGAAGAUACAGAAAGAUUUUAUAAUGGUCAGCCUUUAUAAGGACCAAGAAGAACAGAAAGGAGAAAUCUGAAGGAAAGGGAGGAUGGGGAAUAGUUUUUCUGUGAAGAAAUUGAAAGUAUGGAGCCUGGGAGCUCAAGUGAAGAAGGAACUUCGCCUGUAAUAUGGGAGAUGGAGAUGAAUAGGGCACGACUGACUGCUCUGUUAGAACCUAACACAGCACAUCACUGAAACGUGCUUCUCAUAACGACUGGUCAUGUUUAAAAACCACCCGAAACCUUCAGCAGGGACCGGCCGAUGCCCAUUACAGUGUGGGGCUGCCCGCGUCUGCACUUCGGCUGAAACAAACCUUAUUUCAAGCACAUUUUGAAGUGAAUAGCUUCACUAGACCUAUUCUCAGGACCCAUAGCUUUAAUGCUUUAAGGAAAAUAGAACAUAAAAAUAGCCAUAAAACUGACCUGUCAGUUCCCACCAAGAGAAGAGUCUCUGUGUUUGUUCUCAAACGCAAAGCCAAAGAAGGAAGCCUGGAAAAUUGUGGGUAAAAUGGCUGAGCACGUUCAAAUGGAGCAAGGACAUUCAACAGAGCGAAGAGAUGCUCCCAAAGAACUUUCAUGAGCAUUACAAGAAAUACAAGACUCUUUAAGUACCUAUUAAAUUUUGGGAUAAAUUAAUUGGGCAUUUGACCACCAUUAAUUAAAAAAAAAAAAAAAUCAAGACAAUUAAAUUAAACAGUAUUAAACAGUUUCAGAACAAAUAUGAGGCCUUGGUACUUAUUUUAAAAUUGUCCUUUAAGCUCCAAUGAUUGUUUGCUGCUACCCUUAUCUACAGUCAUGCUGAAUAAAGCUAUAGCUAAAUAGAAAGUUAAAUGUAUUCACAAGGUGUUAAUGUCUACAUCUUAUUAUUUGCAGUCCGUCAAAGAAGCAAAAGUAAUUACAAAUAGCGCUAUGCCAGAAACUGGUUUCUUGACCAACAAUUUUGCUUCAGCAUGCAAUGAACUGAUAGGCAAAGAAAAGAUACACUUCAAGUGGGAGAAAUGUGAAAACAAUCCAGAAAAGUGAAGUCGCCGGAGUGAACACACCAGAGAUUCAUCUGGCCGAUCACGUAUCCCGCUACAGGUAUCACCAGCCACCUUCUGGAAAGAGUGUUCAUUGAUACCAGUUAGAUCAGCCCAGGAAUUUGUUUGAUGUGCUUAAGAGAUUGGUAACAAAACCUCCUAACGUGACUGCGUUGCGAGGUGACAGUGUUCCCUUGGAGACGGUGAAUCCACACAGCCCCAGCCAGGAUCCCUGCGGGUCCCCUCUCUCCAGAGGAUGUAGAACCACCUCUCCAUGCGGGGGCAAAGAUGGGACGAUAAGCUCUGACUCUAGACAAACAGCCUUAUGCAAGAUGUGAGGAUUUUACGGAACAGCAAGACAUGUCUGAAAGUUCCUCAGGUCUGACUACAAGCAAUCAAAAAUUCUGUCAGUCUUAUUCAUCCUGCUGCUCCAUCCUAAGCGAUACACACACGAUUCCACCAGUUUUAACACGAAACAGAGGAAUCAUCUGGCAGAACUGUGAUUCUGGGCUACCUUCCCCACUUCCUUCGGAUUCCUUCAAGUAUCUCAGGUGGUAUGACAUAGAGGAACAUGAUGUUCGAGGAAAUCAGCUUCAAUGUCCCCGAGUGAGAGAAGGGCCUUCAGAAGAAGAGCUGUUUUUCAGAGGAGAAGAACAUACUUUGAAGAAAAGAACACAAGUAACUGACACAGAGAAGUGGCAAAAGAAACUGCAAGAGAACUGGGAAAACUGUGCUGAGCUGAACCUUUCAUUUCAGGACCUGGGUGAUCUUUACCAGGUGGAAAACUUCAAAAGGAUUCUCCAAAGAUUAAUUCGGGUGGAAAAACUUUGGCUGGUGGACAAUUCUUUGACAGACCUGAGUGCCAUAAGGUUGCCAAGAUGCAGAGAACUAAAUGUCAAUAAAAACCACUUUACAUCCUUCAAAGAGCUGCCAAAGAUACCUCAGAUUCAGCACUUAUCACUCGCUGAAAAUAACAUUAUGACACUAAGUGGAAUAUCAGACUUCAGACAUACUCCACUUGAAUCUCUUGUACUCAAGAGGAAUCCCUGUGAGUUUCAAGAAAGAUACAGACAACUUGUAUUCUCCAGUUUGCCAAAUCUGAAAAUGCUGGAUGGUGUCCCAAAACUGCCAGAGGACUGUUCCCCUCCAAGUAUAAGGGUUUUUUUCAGAAUGUGUACUAUACUCUAGCACUGUAUUUUUGUAGAAUCACAUCUGUGCUAUAAUCACCUCACUUAAAAGAUACAAUAUAUCUUGUGUAUGGAAGUCACUAUUUUUUUCUGAUCAAAGAGAUGUUGAAGCUGAAAUGUAAUUUUUGAAUGUGUUUGUGAUACCACAGACUUGAAUUAAGUAUGGACAAAUGACAUGUAAAUAAGACAUAAUGUGUAUGCUGAAUGUCAUGAGUUUGGUGCAUUAAAAAUACUGGGUGACUUUCUUGUCUAGGGACUCUGUGUAGACAACAACUCAAUAUUGUUGACUCUCACUGCAUUUACUUAAAACGUGUCCAAGCUCAGAUGAUGUGUCCAUUAUGGAAAAUGAUGCAGGGAUUAAAAAAACCAAGACAAAACAACUGAAUAAAAGAACAGGCUAUGCAGUUUCCUUCUCUA
Messenger RNA from Columba livia (rock pigeon), 6720 nucleotides. RefSeq lists its product as uncharacterized. The record is from RefSeq and is a predicted model, not a curated record. Bases 5477 to 6304 code for a protein of 275 amino acids. The transcript is spliced from 12 exons. Lineage: Eukaryota; Metazoa; Chordata; Aves; Columbiformes; Columbidae.